CACAGUCAGGUCCACCGCCACCGCCACCGCCACGUGAAACGAUGACGACACCUUCGGGUUCUGCAGUUCGGCCCACGUACGUGCCGCGACCGGCACAUUUGUACUCGGCAGCGCCCGGCUCGUCGCUGUUUCCGUCGAUGGAUCCCUACGGCGCUGGAUCUUCGUCUCUUCGUCGUCCAAUACACGAUUUAGAGUACCGGCAAGUGGGAGGGACAGACGACGAUGAGGAGAUUCAGGAGGUAGACGACCUCUCGCAGAUGGAGUGGGUGAACACGUUCUUCUCUUCUGCACCGACGCAGGAGGUCGUCGGCACUUCACAGCUGGGGGGUGCCCCACUCGCGACGCAGGACUACAGUCAGGUGGAACAGACGCCUGUUCCUGAGCAGGGUCGUCGGUCCACUCGCCAGACCAUCCCGCCGGAGCCACUGACGUACUCACAGCACCACACUAGGGCGGGCCAGGCUGCAGAGCGACGUGGCAGGAGGAGAGGGGGCAAGCGCGGACGCAUCUAGUUUACAGGUUGUAGCUUGUUAAUUAAUUUGUU
Messenger RNA from Panicum virgatum (switchgrass), 544 nucleotides. RefSeq lists its product as uncharacterized. The transcript has 3 exons. The record is from RefSeq and is a predicted model, not a curated record. Lineage: Eukaryota; Viridiplantae; Streptophyta; Magnoliopsida; Poales; Poaceae. Bases 42 to 512 code for a protein of 156 amino acids.